CUGGACAGGAGCCAUGCUUCACUUCAUCUCCAGUCUGUGUGCUGAAACAUCCUCAAUGAUCACAGAAUAACCACAAACAAAUAACUGACAUACUGAGCAGAAGGAUGGAGAAAGGCCAAAAGUCAGACCUGGAGUCUGAAUACCAGGUCCCAGAUAACUCUAAAGUACAGAGUCUGGACACGUCCGGGUUCGAGGGGACCGUUGACUCUCUGCAGCAGCUGAUGAAGAGCAUGGAGGUGCUGCUGUCAGACGUGGAGCAGCUGCGGAGCAACUGCAGCCACCAGGCCACCGAGCUGAUGCGCGCGGCCGUGGACCUGAGGCAGCAGCAGGACGAGCUGAAGGAGAGCUACUCCGAGCUGUCCAGAGAAAUGCAGGAGAUCAUGGAUUCGGUGGACGACCUGUUCACCACCAAGAGUGCCUUCGAAGCCAAAGAGAAGCAAGUGCAGAAACUGAACCGGCAGCUCUGAGGGACGCACACACACACACACACACACACACACGGACUGACUUUUUUUGUUUUUCCUUAUGGAAGAAAAACAAUACUGAAGUGGGGUGGUUUUGGACGGGGACGUGUGUUGGGAACGUCUGGAAGCGAUGGCUUCAUAUAUGACAUGUUAUCAAGAGGUUUUCAUGGCUUUGAAACAAUGAUUUAAAGGCCCAGUGUGCAGGAUUUAGACAAUCUAUUAAGGGAUAUUGAACACAAUAUUUAUUAUGUUUUCAAUCAUUUAUUGUCACCUGUUUUUGAUACUUUAUAUUACAUGGGGGAGCAGGACCUUCUUAUCACGGCUUCCGCCAUGUUGCGCUACCAUGUUUGUACAGUAGCCCAAACUGGACACAUCAAACACAGGAUCCAUCUAUCCAUCUUGUACCACUUUAUCCUCCACAAAAGGGUCACAGGGGUUCACCGGUGCCAGUCCCAGCUGACACCAAGUACACCCUGGACAGGUUGCCAGUCCAUCACAGGGCCACAUAUAGAGACAAACAACCAUCCAUUCUCACUCUGACACCUACGGUCAAUUCAGUUGGUCCAAUUUAGAGGGUCCAAUUUGUCUAAUUAAUCCUCAACUCUGCAUGUUUUUGGACUGUGGGAGGAACAUGCAAAUUUGGAACAAUGCCCUUGUUCCAACCGGGUUGUGAACCCUGGCCCGUCCAUAGAGGGCGCUAGGGUGCCGCCCCACCAGUCUGACAUGAAGAAGAAGAAGAUAGGAAUCAUCUAAUGUAAAUUAUAAAAACAUGGAAAGUCUGUGUGUAAUCUGUGGUCAAAUGUGGUUUAAAGACGUUCUCUCGCUUGUUCACAGCGAGUGCCGGUCAAGUGACGUAUUUCCUGUUCCUGUGGGGCGCACAAAUCUUUACCAUAUACUCUUGCUAUAGUGGUGGCCCUUCCAAUACAAAAGAUAGGAAAACUCUCAGAUAAUCAGAUAUAAACAUCUAACUCUGGUAGUUACCGGGACACGCUCUUGUGCUCCGCGGCAGAUCUGUCGGCGUCAGUGUGGACACACGUCUUCUCCACAGCAGGUGAGACAUGUGAUGACUGAGUCUCACCAAGAGGCAACACUUUUUUCUCUUUUCAUUAAAAUACAACCCCUCCAACAUUUUUUAUCACCAGCCAAACCAAAAGGUUUUCAGUUCUUUACAAUAAGUAAUAAUGUCACUUCACCCCUAGAUGCCACCAAAUCCUGCUCACUGGCCCUUUAAUGAGACUUUCGAAUGGCAAUAUAUGUGUAUGUGUAUGUUUUUUGAAUUUAACAGGACAAAGCCUUAAAAAAAAAAAAUUUGGAGUAUAAUUAGUAAAAAAAUAAUAUAGUAUAAUUUGUCACAUUGCUUACAUAUUAGAUUGUAAUGUGCUGCUGUCUUUACUGUAGGUGAUGACUCGACCAUUUAGAGUUUCAACCUGUUCUGCGUGCGUGUCAACAAAUGAUUAUAGCAUUUAUGUUGUCAUCGACAUUUUUUUUUUUACUCCCCACACACCCACUAACGAACUCAAACACACUCAGACCCACAUCAUACUUAUUUUCUUCCAGCACUCAGACACUCUGCAUUCAUUCAUAAGACUAAAGUAUAUGUUUCACUCUCAUCCGCCUGGAUGGCUCCUUCAACAUGCCGAAAUCUUGGCACAGGAAUGUUACUCUCCUCCGACUCCCCCGGUGUUACAUCUUCCAUAUUCCUUCUCCCGUCCAGCCAUACUCCACUGUGGUUUCACACUAAAAUAAGUCUAAAUAUAAACUUAGGCCAUGUUUGCCUCCCAGCAGCACCUCUGCUCUGACAGGCGGCUCUGUACUUAGUGGUUAUGAGAUGAGUGCAAAAGGGACAACAGAUGGAGAGCAACGUGUGGAGGAAUCGAUAAAUCUUUCACCGCACAGAUCACACUUUAUUUGGUUUCUUGUGUAAUAACUUUUAUGUGCUUUCGGUUUGAAAUGAAAUCCUGUGUGUUCAAAAACCUUGUUUUUCUUCUCCGCUGUCGGUUUGUGCACCAAAUAACACAUUCUCUUCUUUGUUUUUCUUCAAAUAAAUGAGUUGAUUCAACUUUAAAGACAACAUUGUUGGAAUGGACGACAUGUCUUUUUAUCGUCUAAACAAGAAGAUGAAAUUUUAUAGGGGGGAAUGGGUGUUUUUUGCGGUUGAAACCUGACACUUGGGCUGUGGAGCUGGUGAGCAGAGAGUGGGUGAGAAUAAAGAAAGAAAGAAAGAAAGCAGGGUGUCAUUGCCUACCAUCACCACUGAGAUGCAUGUCCCUCUGCACUGCAGGUCGAGGAGCUGUUAAAGUCACUUCAACGAGUGUAGUUCAUCAGUGGAUUUUGGUGAACAUGAACAUCCUGCUAGUCCUGGGUCUCCUACAGCUGCUGGCUAUACCUGCUUUAACUUUAACGCGGACAUCUCGCGACUACUGGGGAGAGUUCGGGGCCUAUGGGUCCUGCAGCCGCACAUGUGGCACAGGAGUGGCAAAGAGAACCAGGAAAUGUAUCACGUCAAGAACAGACGGUGGACAUAACUGCAUAGGAUCCCCCAAUUCAUUCCAAACCUGCAACACACAGGAAUGUCCAGUUGGGUCCAUGGACUUCAGGGAAGAGCAAUGCUCCCACUUUGACAGAUUUGACUUUCAGGGCAUUUAUUACUCAUGGGUGCCUUACCAUGGAGCGAGCAACCCAUGUGAGCUCAACUGUCUCCCAAGAGAAGAGAGCUUCUUCUAUCGCCAAAGCCCUGCAGUGAUAGAUGGAACACCAUGCUACGGCGGGGGCCGCACUGAUAUCUGUGUGCAAGGCAUCUGCAGGAUGCUGACCCAUGAAGAGUUUAUGGGCUUAGAUGAAGAUGUCACUGACUUGCCCUCCGCUGGUUCUGUCGCACCUGAGCCAAGCGAGACGCACACGUACGUCUAUAAAACUGGUGUGUUCGGGGAGUGCUCGGCCAACUGCAGUGGGGGCAUGCAGCACCGCAGUGUGGAGUGCUGGCUUCAGGAUCCAAUGAACCCCCACGUGGUGGAAGAGACUCACUGCAUCAGCCAGCACCUGCAGAGGCCUCACAGUCAACAGGCGUGCAACAUGCAUCCGUGUGCUGCUGAGUACAGUGUCUCAAGCUACAGUGUGUGUUCAGUUACCUGUGGGGAAGGUGUGAAGGCAAGGGAGGUGAUCUGUGUGGGACCAGGACUAGAACAUCUGGAUGACCACGCCUGCAGUGGACUGGAACGACCUCCUACUGUCAAGGCGUGCCGAAGACCUGCCUGUCACACGCACAUCACCUGGCACGUGACCGAGUACGGACUGUGCACUCGGAGCUGUGGUGGGGGUGUGAGGGAGAGGAGGGUGAACUGUUUCGACACAGAUUUGAACCCGUACCCUGAGACUCAGUGUGGACUAGACAGCAGACCUGUUUCUGUGGAGGAAUGCAACACACAAGCAUGCCACGGAGCCCAGAUGGUUCCAAGUGUACAGGAUCCAACACCACAUGAGAGCAUCAUUAGAGGAUAUGUGCCCCAUGUUACAGAGGAGCCUUCAGCUUCUGGGCCACAGACCAGUAAUGCUUACGAUCCCCACUCUCCUGUGAAUGUCCCUCACUGUGGACAUUCAUUUCAUGGCUGUUGUCCCGAUGGCCUGACCUCUGCCACUGGACCCGAGAACGAAGGCUGUCCCCACGAUGACUAUGACUGUGUUGACACUAGGUAUGGCUGUUGUUCAGAUGAGGUGACUCCAGCUCAAGGAUUUGGCAGAGCUGGAUGUCCAGAGUAUCAGGCAGCUGAGGUGCACUCACCACCCUCAGUCACUCCACCCACUGGUGAUGUGUGCACGCUGCCUCGUGAUGAGGGGCCCUGUGAUACAUGGGUGCUCCGGGUUUACUAUGACUUGGCCACUGGUAAAUGUGUUGAUUUCUGGUAUGGAAGCUGCCACGGAAAUGCCAAUAACUUUGCGUCUCUGGAAAUCUGCCACAUGGAGUGUGGGCAUGUGGCGAUGGAGCCCCGACUCCCACCUCUCAGGGGGAUGCCAAGAAGAGGGUCACUCAUGGGUGCUCUGAGAGCAAGGGCAUAACACUGCACACAGUUUUACCUCCAGCACAUAAGCCGGUUUUCUCUCUAAGUAUUUACAGUCAAAGACAAGAAAAUGUGUCGUGAAAUGUACCCAAUUUCAUUGAAACAUCAGAAUUGACAUUUUUAAUAACUUAAUGCUCUCACAUUCAAACUCACAUGAUCUCUGAUGUUAUUGAAUUUUUUUGUGACAUUCACUUUAUUCAUUUGUGCUUUGCCUUAUGGUUUAGAGUAAAGUAAAAUGAGGUCAAUGUGAUUACAAGAGUUAAAUUCUACUUAACAUGAUCAAUAAACCUUUAGCCAUUGUUAACCUUGA
This is a messenger RNA of Solea solea (common sole), 4829 nucleotides long. RefSeq names its product papilin b, proteoglycan-like sulfated glycoprotein (gene paplnb). Gene Ontology annotation, biological process: extracellular matrix organization. NCBI's taxonomy places the organism in Eukaryota, Metazoa, Chordata, Actinopteri, Pleuronectiformes, Soleidae. Gene Ontology annotation, cellular component: extracellular matrix. Gene Ontology annotation, molecular function: serine-type endopeptidase inhibitor activity; metalloendopeptidase activity. The coding region runs from base 2727 to 4517 and encodes 596 amino acids. The transcript has 14 exons. The record is from RefSeq and is a predicted model, not a curated record.